CUGCCCGGAGGGCCCUGGGGGGCCCGGCCACAGCAAAAGCACCGUAGGAGGCCCGCCUGGAGCGGGGUGCGGGAGCUGCCCAGAGCCCCGGGACGAUGAACAGCACGUGCGACGCGGUCACGUGGUCCUCGCGGCUCCACUACGCCUUCCUCGCCUACUCGGCCGCGCUGCUGGUGCUGGGCCUGCUGCUCAACGGCCUGGCGCUCUGGGUGUUCUGCCGCCGGAUGCGGCGGUGGACCGAGACCCGCAUCUACAUGACCAACCUGGCCGUGGCCGACCUGUGCCUGCUCUGCUCGCUGCCCUUCAUGCUGCACUCCCUGAGCCACACCUCCGACACGCCGCUCUGCCAGCUCUCCCAGGGCGUCUACCUGGCCAACAGGUACAUGAGCAUCGGCCUGGUGGUGGCCAUCGCCGUGGACCGCUACGUGGCCGUGCGGCACCCGCUGCGGGCCCGCGGGCUCCGCUCCCCGCGCCAGGCGGCGGCCGUGUGCCUGGUCCUCUGGGUGGCGGUGGUCGGCUCCCUGGUGGGGCGCUGGCGCCUGGGGACGCGGGAGGGCGGCUUCUGCUUCAGGAGCAGCGGCCGCCAGCACUUCGGCAGCACCGUGAUCUCCCUGCUCGGCUUCUACCUGCCGCUGGCCGUGCUGGUCUUCUGCUCCCUGCGGGUGGUGACCGCGCUGUCCCGCAGGCCGCCGGCCGACGGGGGGCAGGCCAGGGCCACGGGCAAGGCCGCCCGCAUGGUCUGGGCCAACCUGGCGGUGUUCGUGGUCUGCUUCCUGCCCCUGCACGUGGCGCUGACGGUGCAGGCGGCCCUGGGCCCCGUCUCCUGCGCGGCCCGGCUCCUGCUCAGGCAGACGCUCUCCGUCACCGGCAAGCUCUCAGACGCCAACUGCUGCCUGGACGCCAUCUGCUACUACUACACGGCCAAGGAGUUCCAGGACGCGUCCGCGCUGCCCGGGGCCUCCGGAGCCGCGGCCCACAGGAGCCGGGACUCCCGCAGCCUGACCCUCACCUAGCGCGGCC
Perognathus longimembris pacificus (Pacific pocket mouse) is the source of this 1020-nucleotide messenger RNA. It is a transcript of the gene Gpr35, whose product is annotated as G protein-coupled receptor 35. Gene Ontology annotation, biological process: positive regulation of Rho protein signal transduction; phospholipase C-activating G protein-coupled receptor signaling pathway. Gene Ontology annotation, cellular component: membrane. Gene Ontology annotation, molecular function: G protein-coupled receptor activity. Bases 96 to 1013 code for a protein of 305 amino acids. NCBI's taxonomy places the organism in Eukaryota, Metazoa, Chordata, Mammalia, Rodentia, Heteromyidae. The transcript is spliced from 2 exons. The record is from RefSeq and is a predicted model, not a curated record.